GUUCUAAAACCCCACCAAAAGAAACUUGGCAAGAUAUCGAAGUAGAGCUGGAUGCAUUAUUUAACAAAAUUAAACCAGAUAUUGUCAAAUUUUCUAAAACUAAUUAUCAACCAUUUUCCACAUGUGCUCAUGGUUCAGUUCAAGUAUGUUUUAUGAAUAAGCAUCCCACUUUGCUUUUAUCAGAACUUCCAUCAAUAGGAGAAUGUGGAUGGACAAAAUACAGUGACAUCAAUCUGAAUAUUGGUUUUGGAUAUAUCUUGGGAACAUCAGGCUGUGGAAAAACUAGAACUGUCUUUGAAAUAUUAUGCAAGCACUUUGGCUUGUAUAUGGUUGCUGAACACCAAGGAAAUCUUGGAAAUGACAUUGCAAAACGAUACUAUGAACAAGGACUAUUAUCAAGAUAUAUUAUUCUAUUAAGGCUUUUGAAAUGUGGUUGUACUGAACCUUGUCAAUGGUUAUAUCUUCAGUUGUUUCCAUAUAUUGAUGGGAUUGGUGAUAUAUUUGUACAAACAAUGGAAAUCCUUCAGGCUGCUAAUUCUUUAGAUCUCUCAAACUAUCUUGAACAGUGUGAACAGACUCUUAUUGAGAUGACUAACCAAAGGAAGCUACCUAUUUUCUAUGAUGAAGCACAAAUUGAUGGCAAUGAAAUGGUGGAUAUGUUUUUAUCAAGUUUUCAACCACUUCCUAAUGAUGAAAACAAGAUUGAUAAAAAGGCUGAUCAAUCACAAAUCUAUUCAGAAUUGCGACCACUUCUGAGCAUUUCAGUGGAAACAUUUCUACGAUCAAAAGUUUGCCUAUAUCUAUGUGGUUCUGGUCUCUCAAUUACAAAUGCAAUGAAAAUCUUACAGUCAAAAAUUUCCAAGUUUUCUUUGGAACCUGAAAGAUAUGUCAACUUUGGUGGAUUUGAUGAUUAUGAAUCAUUUCAAACUUUUAUAAGACGUUUUAUUGGGGUUGGGGAGAUUGAUGAUCAUUCAUUAGAAGAUGCAUUUAUCUGGUUACGUGGACGAUUCAGGUUUACAACAUCAUACUUGGAACUAAUUUUUGGUGGCCUUGAGCAUACUUUAGCAUUACAAACAAUAAAGCAUGUUGUUGCCAAUAUAGAAAAUGAAGUUACUGUUCUUGUAAUUUCAUCAGUUGUAAAAGUUGAGCAUUUGGUAUAG
Molecule: messenger RNA, 1160 nt
Organism: Entrophospora sp. SA101
Lineage: Eukaryota; Fungi; Glomeromycota; Glomeromycetes; Entrophosporales; Entrophosporaceae
Source: the annotation of a GenBank genome assembly